This is a messenger RNA of Vitrella brassicaformis, 5324 nucleotides long. The record is from the annotation of a GenBank genome assembly. Lineage: Eukaryota; Vitrellaceae.
ACUCGACCGUGCUGGUGAGUGAGAUAUGGACAAGUCAAGUCACCCAUCCAGGCUCCCGUAGCUCCCACAUAUAAAGCGCCUUCACGUCAGGAGACAGUGAGUGAGUCCGUCCGACGCACAUGCAUCAAUCAAAAGGCGGUAUGUCGAUCCAGGCGGUUGAGCACUAUCACACCCAAAACCGGUCCUUUCUCUGUCCAUGUCGCGUAUGCAGCCAGGAUGCAUGGAAUGGGACGAACACCUGUACACACAUGCAGCCAGGCACCACACCGACGGAGCGUUAGCCCACACGCACCCUCACAAUACCACGUGGCAUCCACACCACACCAGACAGACCAGAAACAGCCAGCCGAAAAAUCUGUCAUAAACACACAGUGACGGGCAGUCAGGUCGAUACACACGCGCAGCGAGCGAGAAAUCGAUGCAGCGCGCGGUGUUCCUUUUUUCUUUUAUGUACACGCGUCCACGCCAUGCCAGGAGGCAAUCCACCCAUCCAUCCAUCCAUCCAUGCCACAGUGCCAUCCAUCCAUUCGCUCACCCAAUCAAUAUUCACACUCGACCCAUGCUCCCUUCCCUACUGCAUGCAAUGUCUGACCGUUUGUCUGUGUCUCUCUGUGUCUCUCCGCACAUGCACACCCAAUCCCGCUCGCUGCGCGUGAGGGCCCUGUCCGCCCGGAGACCCGCUCACCCAUCCACUCUCUCACGGAAAAAUAGUCGCUUCCACGGAGGGGCGACCGGCAUAUACACACAUACAUACACAUACAUCAACACGCACCAAUACACAUAUAUAUGGGUAUACGCACGGCACGGCACACACACGUGUGAGUAUGAUAGCAGGUCAGUAGGCCUCCAGGUGGUAUCGGUGUUCGCCCUUCAUCUGCCGGAUGAUGCUGCCGCCGUCACAGAUGCCCUCACUACACUUGAUCAGAGCAGUCUUCAACAAGGAACCAACCACACGCACACGAAGAGAUUGCUUCAUAUAUGUGCCCAUGUAGGUGUAUAUAUGUGUGUGUGCAUUCUAUGCCCACCUCCAUUUGGUUGAGGAUCUUGCCGCUCGAUCCGCAGUAGAAGAACUGGCAGUCGGGCCGCUGCAGCAGCUCCCACACAGCGGCGCCGUUCUCAGCUAUCCUGCAACCACACAAAGCACACAAAGCACAGACACACACAGAUGCAUAGAUAGAUGGCCCAACGAGACUCUUCUUCUGUGUGUGGCCGAUGCGCCUGCUUACUUGUCGUGUAUGUAGACCUUCUUCUUGGGGUCGUCCCGCGAGAAGGCGUAGAAGGAGGCCGACACGCCGCCGUCCUGGAUGUCCUCCUGACACACGAAGUCCUUGGACGCGUGCCGACACCCGUGCACCAACACAAAGUCGCCAGACAGACCCCUGAACAUGCGCAGGCAGAUAGAUAGACGACCAUGUGGGGACGAUUGGAUGCGCCAGUGGGUAGGUGGGUGGGUGGGUGGCUGACCUGUCCUUCCGUUCUUGCAGGAACGCUCUGACCGGCGCGAAGCCUGAGCCGACCGUCACGCACACCAUGGGGGUGUUGCCGUCCAUCGGAUAGUUGAACACACCCUUGCGGAGCUGAUGACAGACAACACACAACACCAUGUAUAGACAACGCAAAGCACAACACACAUGUGAUCGAUCUAUUGACCGUGAGAAUCUCCUUCCUCCAUGUGUGUCGUGUCGGUCGCCUUGCCCUACCUUUCCUGCAAUGGGUGUGGUUUGGAUGUACUCGAGCGGCUGUCUGCAGAUGUGUCCCGUGCAAAGGCCGCCCGGGACGUCCACCACCAGCAGCUCGAUCUCAUCGGGGCAGCGCGUGUCGGACGACGCUAUGCUGUAGAACCGCGGGUGGAUAAUGUCACACGCAGACACUAUCUGCAGGCAGCACACAUGAUUGGUGAUUGACACACACACACCGAGAGGAGAGGGAGACCAGACCGUCCGAAGGCAUCCAUGUAUGUGUCCCUCUGUGGCUCAUCCUCCCUCACCUCUGAGAAAGAGUACUUGCCCUUGGGCAGCGACAUGAUGGCCUCGGCGGCAUUCUUGUGCGCCACGGCCUCAGGCGGUACGAAUCCCGUGUCCGGGCUUACCAGCCGCCGCAAGUAGUACGGCACCGGCCCGUUGAGAUCCACAAACUGCGACAGCAGCCGGUGCAGCGUCAUGGGCAUGCCGGGGAAGGCCCGCAGCGGGUCCUCGCUCGUCACCUCCACCAGCUCCUCGUGGGCUCUCAUGGGGUCCUUGCCCAGCCACAUGAGCAGCCGAUCGACCAGCUCUGGUGGGUUGCAGGGCACCAGGCCGAAGUGGUCGCCUGUGCGGUAGGUGCUGGGGCCGCCGGCGGCGCCGGAUGGGACGGUGAACUUGAAGACGUACUGGGCGGGCUUGUAUCCUUCUGGGGUCACGCGAACGCGGUCCUUGACGUGAAUCUCGUCGAAGCCUGGUUGACACAGGCAGUGUCACACAAACACAGACAGGUGUGGGUGUCUGGUUCCCAAGCAUCGAAUCCAUCUUUGUGGGUGUGUUAGUUACCGAUGGGAAUGAGUGUUUUGCAAUGCUCCAUGGCCGGUGGCGACACGGGUGUGGUGGCAGGCUUGACGUGGAUGAGCUUGGUGGCCGGGAGGUGCCACUGGUCCUUCUCGAAGCGGUGGUUGUAGUGCGUGUGGAACAGAUGGUGACGCAGGUGCUCGUCCUUUAACUCCCCUGCACCACACACACACACACACACAUGCAUAUGGAUGCAUAGGGAUUGAUGGAUGGAUGGCUGCAGGUGUUCAUUUGCGUCGGUCGGCUCGGUUCACUCACCCUUGUACAGUCUUUCGACGGCUGGGGUCUCGUGUGAAGCGAAGUAUGUGGCCUUCUCGUCUCGCUUGUAUAGCUCCUGCUGCCGCUUCUGUAUCUCCUUGAGGUCGAGCGCCCGCGGGUUGCCGGCACCGCCCACACAGCCACCCUCACAGUUCAUCACCUGCAGGCACCAAUGCGUUAAUGCAUGCAUCCACUGGAUGUAUAUCGAUGGAUAGAUGUUAUGUGUGUGGGGGCGGGGGAAGGGAAGGUCGCGUGCCUUACCUCGAUCAUGUGGUACUUGUCCAUGUGCGGGAGGACCUCCGAGAGGUGGUCCAUGCCGUUGACGAUGGCCACCUUGAUCUCCACACCCUCCUUGACCGGCAGCACCAGCUCCUUGACGUCACCCUACCACACACGACACGGACACAGACAGAAACACCACACGACACAUGUGCCUAUGUAUGUGCUGUACAGGCCUCCAUCCAUCCAUCCAUCCCAUGAUGGCUGUCAAUGCACCUACCUGUUGUCUGGCGGGCUGGAGGGAAGCGUGUGGCGGUUCGUUGCCCGUCACCAUCUUGUACGCCGUCCGAGCGGCCGCCUCAAGCACACCUACACACACACAGAGAGAGAGACACAGAGACACAGAAGCAAGUAUGUGCACACGCGAGAUGAGCACAUCCUGUGCAGUGCUGCGUGUGCGUACCCCCCGACGCGCCGAAGAUGACGGCUCCUCCCGAAUGUUCGGCGAACGGCUGGUCGAAGUGGAGCUUCUGUGUGUUGUUCUUGGCGGCCUCGAGGUCGAAGCUGCCCUGGUCCAUCAACUCCUUGGUCGUUAUCACAGCGUCUACACACAGACACACAGACAGACAGACAGACAGAUAGGCGCACCUGUUGUGUGUGUGUGUCUGUGUGGGUGGAUGGAAGAUCAGAUCGUACCAACGGCGUGUUCGAGCUGGACGCGCUGGACCUCGUCCUUCUUGGCGAUGCAGGGCAUGACCGACACCAUGAAGAUGUCAUCAGCCGACACACCCUUCUGCGAAGCCCAGUGAUGCUUCACUGCACACACACACAUCACACACAGAUAGAGAGAGAGGGAGAGCAACCCCACGCACCCAAAGCCACCCCACUCCCCCACCUACCGAGUGCACCGAGCAUGGCCUGGGGCGACUUGCAGGUGGACAGAUGAGGGAUAAGGUGGGGGUAGUGUUUCUCGACCAUGUUGAUCCAGGCGGGGCAGCAGGAGGUGAACAUGGGCAGGGGCGACUCCUGCGAGGGGGCUGUGAUGCGCGUGACCAGCUCGGCGGCCUCCUCCAUGAUGCAGAUGUCCGCUGCCAUAUUGGUGUCGAACACCAUAUCGAACCCCAAGUCGUGCAGACCGUAACAGAUCUGAUGGAUCCACACACGCAUUCAUGGGUGGAAUAUAUAGACACACGGAGAGUGAGUGGGUGGUGUGUGGAGUGUGGGUGGUCACUCGCUCUCUCCCUCAUUCCUUCAUUCACCUGUUCCUCUGUGAGAACGGACCGUAUGGCCGGCGCCACCUGGGCGAUGGUCACCUUGCCCUCCUCCUUGAGCUUGCUCAACGUUUCCUGACCAAUGAAUGGACGCCCACACACACACAUGGUCAGACAGGCGUCACGUGACAGACACCUUUCGCUCUCCCUCCCUCCGUCCGUCGUCUCACUCACCCGUAUGGGCAUGGGUGGUGAGGAGAUGGCGCCAGUGGGGCAGACCUGAGCGCACUUGCCGCAGAGGAGGCACGUCGACUGGUUGAAGAGGAACUUGUCGCCCACAGGACAGGCCUUCUCGCACGCCCAGCACUCGAGACACUUGGUGGGGUCGAAGGCCAGCGGCGGCUUGUAACCGCACUCGGGGUUCACCGCACGACACUCGUCGCGAAGCCGCGCCACCUCGCCCACAUCGACUAUACACACACACACACACAUCCAUCCAUCCACCCAUCCAACCAACACACACACGUACCAUCGCCCGUGUCUGUCUGCAUCUCCCUCCCUCCCUCGGUGCAUACCUACCGUGGAUCUCCUGCUGCUUGGGCUGUGUCUGUGCGGCCGCAACAGCAGCGUACGGGAGGCGCCAGGUGAGGGUCCAUGGUGCGUACGAUGGCAGGGUGGAUGUGGCCGUCACCAGAGGGGGCCGGUGGAAGAACAGCCCCUUCCCCAGCACCCGGCUGUUGCUCACAAACAGCGGCGUCCGCCGGGCGGCCGACGCGGCCACACUCUGCUGGUGCGUGCGGUCAUGUGCCUUGGCGGCGACGGUAGCUGUUGAGAUGGCGCGCAGAGGAGGCAGAGCGAGGGCGAGGGAGCCGGCGGGCAGCCGCAGGGGGGCCGACGCCAGAGUUUGGAGGCUCCUGUUGGUCAGCAUCUUCUCUCAGUCACUCACAAACGUCUACAAACGUCGCAAUAGCGAUAGGUCGCCAGCUGCUUCAGUCAGGCGACGGAUUCAUCAAACAGUGCUCGAAAGCGGGUCGUUGUCCAAGUCACGCUAGCUGGGAGGCAGACAGCUUCAAGCAGCGACGUGUGUCGCGAAGUG